AUGGCAAGAAGAACCAAUGCCAGCGGCGGACAGCGCCAACAGACCUCCAAGGACGACGACGAAAGCGGCAGCGUAGCCAAGACAUCACAGUCAGCGCAACCAAAGACUACUCCAGCCAACGAAGGUGUUGCUGGAGUGACGAGUACCAAUAAAGCCGAUGUCUCGAAGAACAUCAGCAGAAGGCUGCUCAUAAUUCGCAGGAAGCUUCAGCGCGCAGAGGCCAGUGAGAAAAAGAAGGAGAGCGGAGGUCAGAUCAGUGCCGAGCAGGAGGCAAUGGUGGCGAGCAUCGAUACACUUCGCGCGCUUGUACAAGAGCUCGGGUAUCUCAGCGGGCCAGCGACCAAUGGCGGCGAACAUGAUGAGAAGGAGCACAUUGCAUCCAUCGACCGCGCGAUCGAGGAGCAGGUCAGGGAGCAAACACUGGCGAGUGAAGCUCUGGUGCACCAGCAGACUUUGCGCCUGGUGUCUGCUGUUAACGAGAAGCUCCCGCGUGUGGACGCCGAUGCUGUGGCUGAUGGCGAUCGUACGGUUCUGGUGGGCUUUUACCGCCUGGUUUUGGCGGGGGUCGGCGACUAUGUUGGUGAUGAGCUCUCCCAGCGCGCUUUGGACCCUGUUGACGGGCUAAUUUUGAUGGCUGGCGGUGUGGAGUCAGUUGUCGUCAGCUAUGCGAAAAUCGCAGCGAUUGUUGACAGCGUUGUUGCUGCACCGACUGUGGAUGUCGAGGCACCGCUGCUUGUGACUGGUCAGGUUAGGUCGGUUUCCGGCGUCAAGAUGCCCAAGCUAAUACCGCUGUUUAUGCAGAAUGACGCUGGGUCGGAGGAGGCAGACAUCGACUUUAACACCCAGGUCGUUGUUCCUCCCGGAGGGCUCACCUUUAUUGCAUCGGCAGAGAUGGUCGAGGGCUCAGACAGCGACUCCUUUGCGCCGGAUAUUACUGUUGCUAUGAGUAUGCCUGAGGCUGUUCAUGUCGAUAUCAGUGCGCAGGACCCAGCGAUGAACGCGGCCCAUGUUGGUGGGUUUGUGCAUCCUGUGAAGAGCCUCGCCCAGUCGAUCGGUCAAGGUGUCCUGGGAAAUGUUCGCGCCGAGCAAGUAGAGAGCGAGUCUGUAGCAGCGGCAGCGGCAGUGUCACAGGUAGACAUGACCUCCAUGGUCAUGCCUGAUCCGGCAGCGCAUCCAGCUCUUUUGCUUGAAGCGGCGCUGCUGCCUGUUGGAUUUAACCCCAGCGGCGGCAGCGAGUUCUAUUCCAAGCUGGCCGGCGGCAGAAGGGACAUCAGCAGGGUCGAUGGCCCUGGAAUGUAUGGUGUUAUGCCCAUGCCGUAUCCGCCACAUAUUGCCAUGCAGUACGGGUACAUGCCGCCGCACAUGUAUGGCAUGCAGACUAUGAGCCCGGUUGCGGGAGUUGCGCCGCCGGGUGCAAUCAUGCCUGAUGGAGCCUCGCCCUUGGUCGGGAUCAGUGUCAGUGGCAGUGGCGGUGGUAUUGUUCCAGACCACCAGCAGCAAAAGCAGAUUAUCGGGGCGGUCAUUCCUGCAUGCGAUGGCGGCAGCAGCGGCGGCGGUUUCAGCCGGGUACGCGAUGAACUCACCCUUUAUGUACCCGCAUAUCGACGCUUCCAACUUGUCGACUGCAGCGACGGGUGGUGGGUCGGAGCACAAUGA
Molecule: messenger RNA, 1656 nt
Organism: Kickxella alabastrina
Lineage: Eukaryota; Fungi; Kickxellomycota; Kickxellomycetes; Kickxellales; Kickxellaceae
Exons: 5
Coding region: 1-1656 (551 amino acids)
Source: RefSeq, a predicted model, not a curated record